This is a messenger RNA of Fusarium redolens, 243 nucleotides long. RefSeq lists its product as uncharacterized. Lineage: Eukaryota; Fungi; Ascomycota; Sordariomycetes; Hypocreales; Nectriaceae. The transcript has 2 exons. The record is from RefSeq and is a predicted model, not a curated record. Bases 1 to 243 code for a protein of 80 amino acids.
AUGAAGGCCUCACUCAUCCUCGCUCUUCCCGCCCUCGCCGUCGCGGCUGCUACCCCUCAGGUGGAGGAGCGACAGCUCCCAUCCCUCUUCAACCCUGCCUGUCUUCUCCAGAUCACUGGCAUCACCCGAUGUCUCCCCAACCUCAGCCUCGACAGCAUUAUUGGAAUCGUCGACGUCAUCGGCUGCCCUCUUGCAAUUGCUGGCGAUAUCGCUGCCUGCCUCAACGUUCCCGGAACCAAGUAA